Wyeomyia smithii (pitcher-plant mosquito) is the source of this 1825-nucleotide messenger RNA. It is a transcript of the gene Phax, whose product is annotated as phosphorylated adapter RNA export protein. NCBI's taxonomy places the organism in Eukaryota, Metazoa, Arthropoda, Insecta, Diptera, Culicidae. Gene Ontology annotation, cellular component: nucleus. Gene Ontology annotation, biological process: snRNA export from nucleus. The record is from RefSeq and is a predicted model, not a curated record. The transcript is spliced from 7 exons. Bases 205 to 1611 code for a protein of 468 amino acids.
ACCACUGCACGAAACGUCAAAUCGGAGCGAAGAAAGUGCUACUUUUGGAAUCGUAUACGAUAAGAUUGAAAGAGAAAUUUUCCUGGUAUCCUUUAGAAUUUAGUGCAACUAGUAAGAUAAUAAUGUGGCCGUUGGCAUAAGAAAACGCUAUUUUAGUUUAUCGCAAAUUUACGCCUGUGUGAAAGGCGUUCGAUUUCGAUCACAAUGACUAGCAUGGAACACGAAGCAAUAAAGCAGCAGCUUGCGGGAUCAACUCCACAGGAUCUGGAGCUCGAGGAAGGCGAGGUGACAGAUGAAAGCGACGAGGGUUACACUCCUUUGGCCCGGCCAACGGAGCUAGCCAAAACAGAAUUCGCCGGCGGAGCAAGUGUAAGCCAACCGCGAACAGCAAUGGAAAUACUUUCGGACCAAGAUGACUUGAACGACGAAUCGGAGGCUAGCUCGGAUGAUAGCGACGAGGACGGUGCUAGCUUUGGCAAACGGAUGCGCAGUAACAACGACAAAAAAAUCCGGAUUAGGCCACCACCGUUGGAGAAGCUUCCUCACCCACAAACAAGCCAUUCAUUGCCGAACAAAUACAACAUCUGGACGGAGAGUUUGCAGGAAGAUACGUUGAUGGAGAACAUGCGGGGAUGCGAUGUAACCUUGAACGGAAUGAGAAACCGAGACGUGGAGUCCUACGACUACAGUUUGAAAUAUCGAAUGAACGGUGGCAAUGCGUUUCAAAGGGCGCUAAAAAGGCGCCAGUCCAAUUCAGACGAUUCGGACGGUUUCGGGGGCAGCGGUGGCAAACGGUUUCGAUCCACCUCGUUCGGAAGUGCCUGCAUCCGAGAGCGGAAAAGCGUCAAACUGCGGCUAGGGGCACGAAACAGCAGCGACAGCAAUAGUAAUGAUAGCUUCCAAAAUGCGCCCAGAUUUGCUUCCAGGCACAUUCUAGAUCUGAACGUGGCGGAGGAUUGUGACUGUCAGAUGUUUGCCUCCGAGCUGGCUAAUAAGUUGUGCGAAGAGAAGGAUGAUCUGAUGUUACGAGUAGUUAGUGUACUAGGUAAAGAAAUACCGGCCAAAUUGUUCAAGGAAACGCAAAAGAUCGAAGCCGAUGGGGGAAUGCUUAUAAUGAAUGGUGCCCGCCGAAGAACACCUGGUGGAGUGUUUCUGUUUCUUCUUAAACACAACGAAGAAAUCGACAAGGAGGACAAAAAGGCCAUUUUCAUGGUGGAGAAAAAGGCCGCCAUCAAGGAGCGCAAAAAUUCGCAAGCCGUAAACCGCGAGAAGAAGGUCGAAGAACUGAAGAAAACGCUGAACCGACAAGCAGCGGAUAAUGAACUACCGACUCGAAGCGAUCUGAUGAAUCUGUCGCAUCUAAAGCCAGAAACUCACAGCACUCUCUCGAAUCCCCCACCAUCACCGGUGGGUGACGAAAACCGAGAAGGAAGUCCUGAUUAUCAUCCCCAAAAUGUGCACGUUAACGUAACCAGUCCUGAGAAGGGGUUAAGUGAUGCCAAGGAGAUGGACCCAGUAGCGGAGAGCACCGGCCUUCCAAGAUCGCCGCAGCUACAAAGUUAUGAUGAAGACUAUCUUGAUAUGACGUGUGACGACAUGGAUAUGUUCUAGCGCCGCUCGGUAACCAGAUCCUGAUCCUGAUACCCUCGAUACUGUAGGACGGUACUGAUUUCAUGUUUGGCUACAGACCAAUAAAAAAACUCCUAAGUUGACCUACUGACAGGAACGAAGAAUGAACGAAACUUGAGCUACCGGUAUAGACCAGCGACGUUGCCUAUACCAACCUUGCCUCGAUUGCAGCGGUUUGGCUGCCCAAUGCCCCCCC